AUGACGAAAGACAGGCUACCGGCGCUACGAGCGAGCCAGUACCACGAAGAAAAUGGAUUGGAGGACGUCGCCACUGUGGACAUGGACGGAGGAAGUGCAUUCAUGCCAGAGUUCUUCAAUGAGGUGGAAGAGAUAUGGGAAAACAUCGAGAAGAUUGAACACAAUGUCAAAGCAGUUAGCAAAAUUCACAGCGACAUUUUAUCAUCAACAAAAAGUGAAACAAAAGACAAGGAAUACCUGGAUCGGCUCAUGUCGGAAGUGAAGAAGCUGGCAAACAAAGUACGCGGCAAGUUGAUGGUGAUACAGCAGGACAUAGCGAAGAUGGAGGAGGAGCUGGAACGGUCAGAUAAAGGUUCAAAGGCAAAUCUACGGAUACACAAAACGCAGCAUAGCACUCUGUCGCACAGGUUUGUGAAGGUGAUGACAGACUACAGCAGUAUACAGAGUGACUACAGAGAGCGGUGCAAAAGCAGAAUACAGCGGCAACUUGAAAUCACUGGAAAGCAGACGACGAACGAAGAAAUCGAGCAGAUGAUAGAGUCGGGAAACCCGCACGUAUUCACGGGAGGGCUCAUCAUUCACACGGAGCAGGAGAAGCAGCGAUUGGCUGACAUAGAGGCGCGUCACAGUGACAUCAUCAAGCUAGAGAAGAGCAUCAGCGAGCUGCACGACAUGUACAUCGGCAUGGCCCUGAUCAUCGAGAACCAGGGCGAGAUGAUCGAUAGGAUAGAAUACAGCGUCGCAGAGAGGCACCAAGAGUACAGGCGAGCCAUCGUUGCUACAAAGAAGGCGGUACAUCAGAGCAAAGCCAGGCGGAAGAAGAUACUGAUGCUCAUAUGCCUGACUGUACUCAUCGUCGUCCUAGCGGCAGUGUUUGGUGGAAUUUUUGGAUAGCAUCGACGGAACAGUUCGUCUAUAUUGUAUAGGCUACCAAAGACCGUGUACAAUCAUAUACGGACAACACAAUAUACGAUCUUUGAUGCUACUGACCACGAAUUAGCGCUUAUGCAACAUGGAGUCAUAUCGCUUGGAGGGGUCUGUGUCAUUUGCUUUCGCUAAAGUCAAUGUUUGGUACUCUGAAGCAAGUGCUACAUACCAUAUUAUAAUUAAAAAUGUUUUCCCGAAUAAACGCCGUCUAAACGCAUUACAUGCUCAUAAUAAGAAUGUGCGAAAAUUUUUACACGAUUUUCGUUUUUGAAAUUAUUUAUAAUAUAUUCGUGUGAUUCAGUGAAUGCUAGGAUUAGGGUUGAUGGAAUCACAAUAAGUAUGUGUCAUGUUAUCGUCUCUAGUCAUCAUAUUUAGACCAAGUAUCAUAGUUUGGGGUGAUUUGUGAAAUGCGAUAUACAUAAUACAUAGGCCCAUGUACUUACAUAUAUGUAGAAACAUAUACAUUGUCUUUCAAGCAGCUGUGUAUUGCGUGUAUGGUAAUUACUACUUAUAAUAGGAAACUUCUAAGUUAUUAUUACCAAGAACGAAAAACAUACUCAUAACUUACUCCCGAUUUUACGAAUCCGAGAAAACACGAUUUUGCCGAGCUUGUACAUCGUUAAGUAAUUGCUAGAUUAUAACAGCAUCUAUUGAGCGACGGAACGCUAUCUGUCAUAUGUAAUAUUUAAUGUGAAAUGAAAUUAUGCUUGGGCUAAAUUUAGUAACCCUCUCGCCUUGCAAACUCUGCAUUCAUGGUUCAGUUCAAGUACCUUAUCUAUUAAAAUAGAUGCAAGGGUGUUGCUUUGACACAAUGUCAAGAAUGGACUCAUAUACAAGGUCGAGUUAAACAAGUAUUUAUGAAUGGUGACCUGAUAUCAUAGCAAUCUUAUUAUAUAAAGUUUCUACACAGCUACAGUGAUAGCUACAUAGACAUCUUGACGUUGCUAUCCUUAGUAGCCACUGCAAUUUGUAAUGUAAUGAAUGCAUAUAGCACGUAUUAAAUUAACGUAUAGUAUUUAA
This is a messenger RNA of Priapulus caudatus, 1947 nucleotides long. Its product is annotated as syntaxin-like. The record is from RefSeq and is a predicted model, not a curated record. Gene Ontology annotation, molecular function: SNARE binding; SNAP receptor activity. Gene Ontology annotation, cellular component: SNARE complex; presynaptic active zone membrane; synaptic vesicle. Lineage: Eukaryota; Metazoa; Priapulida; Priapulimorpha; Priapulimorphida; Priapulidae. Gene Ontology annotation, biological process: exocytosis; synaptic vesicle fusion to presynaptic active zone membrane; intracellular protein transport.